Messenger RNA from Fragaria vesca subsp. vesca, 1731 nucleotides. RefSeq names its product monothiol glutaredoxin-S17-like. The transcript is spliced from 3 exons. The record is from RefSeq and is a predicted model, not a curated record. NCBI's taxonomy places the organism in Eukaryota, Viridiplantae, Streptophyta, Magnoliopsida, Rosales, Rosaceae. Bases 48 to 1517 code for a protein of 489 amino acids.
UCUCCCUCUCUGCGUUUUGGCUUCUGGGUUUUCGAAUUCAGAGCUCAAUGGGUGGUGGGUCAGUGAAGGACGUGAAAUCGAAGCAGGAGCUUGAUGGGUUGGUCCAGAGUGGCGCACCGGUUGUGCUUCACUUCUGGGCUUCAUGGUGUGAGGCCUCUAAGCACAUGGACGAGGUCUUCUCACAUCUGUCUACUGAUUUCCCUCAUGCCCACUUCUUGAGGGUUGAGGCUGAGGAGCAGCCUGAGAUUUCUGAGGCUUAUGCUGUUUCUGCUGUGCCCUUCUUUGUGUUUUCUAAGGAUGGUAAGAUUGCUGAUAAAUUGGAAGGUGCAGAUCCAUCUAGUUUGGCCAAUAAAGUUGCAAAGGUUGCUGGGUCAGUUAACCCUGGAGAACCAGCAGCUCCUGCCAGCCUUGGGAUGGCUGCUGGUCCAACUAUCCUUGAAACCAUUAAAGAUUUGGCAAAAGAAAAUGGGUCUUCCCAGGUAAAGAUUGGAGCCGGUGAUACAUUGCAAAAGCGGCUGAAGCAGCUGAUUGAAUCUAAUCCAAUCAUGCUUUUCAUGAAAGGGAACCCCGAAGAGCCCAAAUGUGGAUUCAGCCAAAAAGUCAUUGACAUUUUGAAGGAAGAGAAGGUCAAGUUUGGAAGUUUCGAUAUUCUAUCAGACAGUGAAGUUAGAGAGGGUUUAAAGAAGUUCUCUAACUGGCCAACAUUCCCUCAGCUUUACUGCAAAGGGGAGCUUCUUGGUGGGUGUGACAUUGCAAUUUCAAUGCACGAAAGUGGUGAACUAAAGGAAGUUUUUAGAGACCAUGGUAUUGGUACUAUAGAUUUUGCUGGGGCAAAUGUGAUUGAAGCUGGAAGUGGAAAAGGUGGAACCUCAGCAUCUACUGGUUUGAAUUCAACUCUAACCUCUCGGCUUGAAAAUCUGAUUAACUCAAGCCCAGUUAUGCUGUUUAUGAAGGGAAAACCAGAAGAACCCAAGUGUGGGUUCAGCCGGAAGGUGGUUGAUAUCCUUUCACAAGAAAAGGUGGAGUUUCAGUGCUUCGAUAUUCUUUCUGAUGAGGAAGUUCGUCAAGGGCUCAAAGUUCAUUCAAACUGGUCCAGUUAUCCUCAACUAUAUAUCAAGGGUGAACUUAUCGGUGGAUCAGACAUUGUUUUGGAGAUGCAGAAAAGUGGAGAACUCAAGAAGGUUUUAGCAGAGAAAGGGAUUGUUCCAAAAGAUUCUCUUGAAGAUCGUUUGAAGAAAUUGAUUUCUUCAUCACCAGUAAUGCUCUUCAUGAAGGGCACACCGGAUGCUCCAAAAUGUGGUUUUAGUUCCAAAGUUGUUAAUGCCCUGACAGAAGAUGGUGUGAGUUUUGGGUCAUUCGAUAUUUUAACUGAUGAGGAGGUGAGGCAGGGGCUUAAAGUUUUCUCGAAUUGGCCAACCUUUCCUCAGCUGUACUAUAAAGGUGAGCUAAUUGGAGGAUGCGACAUUAUACUGGAGCUGAAGAACAAUGGAGAGCUUAAGGCUACUCUGACGGAGUGAAACCUUGGCCCUGUUUUAUCAAAUAAUCCCAGAAAACCGUGAUAUCAAUUGUUAUCCUGAUGUGUUUUAAGUGUCUGAUGACAUUAGACACUUCCUAAAAGUUUGCUUCAGAUACUUUCUUAAUAUACCAAGUCAUAUGUUUCCUUGAUAAUUGAUGUUUGCAUACUUGGGAUUAUUUGUGAUAAGCAAUUUCUGAAGUUCAUCUUUUGCUGCU